Molecule: messenger RNA, 658 nt
Organism: Octopus bimaculoides (California two-spot octopus)
Lineage: Eukaryota; Metazoa; Mollusca; Cephalopoda; Octopoda; Octopodidae
Product: protein numb-like
Cellular component (GO): cytoplasm
Source: RefSeq, a predicted model, not a curated record
UUGUCAUUACUGUUGUUUAAAACGGAUAUCUUUAUAAACACACACACACACACACACACAUAUAUAUAUAUAUAUAUAAAUAUAUGUGUAAUAAACAUCUACAUACAUGCAUUAAAAUCAACAACAUCAGCACCAUCAAUAUCAACAUCAACAUUGAUUCCUCAUGGAAGACGAAACCGUCUUCAGUAACAACAUCACCGCUCUUUUAUAUUUCAUGGAUGGAUUAAGGUGGACUAGCCAAAUGAAAAUGGAGAAACUUAAGCGAAGCUUAAGCUUCCGCAAGAAAAAAGAUCAUGUCCCUGAGUGUUCUAAACCUCAUCAAUGGCUUGAGGACGAACGUAAAGUUCGGGAAGGGACAUGUAGUUUUCAAGUGAAGUAUUUGGGCUGUAUAGAAGUUUAUGAAUCGCGAGGUAUGCAGGUCUGUGAGGAAGCAGUAAAAUCUUUGAAAUAUCAAUGUAAAGGCAAAUAUCAACGGGCAAUAUUAUACGUAUCAGGGGAUGCUCUUCGAGUUGUAGAUGAAAUAAGCAAGAGCAUGAUUGUUGACCAAACUAUAGAGAAAGUUUCUUUUUGCGCUCCUGAUCGAAAUCACGAUAAAGGUUUUGCUUACAUCUGCCGAGAUGGUACGACGAGAUCUCUCGAUCCUAUUAGCUCUGGUUAA